This is a messenger RNA of Anisakis simplex (herring worm), 294 nucleotides long. The record is from the annotation of a GenBank genome assembly. Lineage: Eukaryota; Metazoa; Nematoda; Chromadorea; Rhabditida; Anisakidae.
UUGAUAUCAUUUAAGGGUUAUAAGCAAGUGAUAUUACUCGGUCAGAAUGUGAACAGUUAUCGUGAUCAGUCAGAGCAGAGCACCUACCAUAGCCUAUCAGCAACCGAUAAUGAUGCUGGAUUAGUGCCUGGCUUCAAGACCGUUUAUAAACCUCGCAAAGGUGGUCUCACUUUCGUUACGCUAUUGGAACAGGUCGCAGCAAUAAAUCCUGAACUUAGAAUUCGUUUCACUUCACCACAUCCGAAAGAUUUUCCCGUUCAGUGGGUUUCUCAAAAUAUUCAUCUCUUAUUAUAG